GCACCUCCUCCUCCCAUGUCCCAGGGCGGAUACGUCCCGCAGCCCUCGAAUAGCCAUGUGAGGAAGCGGUCCUCACCAGAUGAUCACGACAGUCAUCACAGUCCUCACAAGCGGCCGAUAAGUACGCCCGCAUACAACAUGCAAGGCCCUCCAGGAUACCACCAACCACCUGCUCCUUACCCGGACGCCAGGCCUGUCAGCGGCAAUCCCGGUGGUAACCCUGCUUCGUACACGUAUGGAUCAUUUGAUCAGCCGCAGGGGCAAUACGGCGGUGCCUAUGGGCAGGAUACCGCGCCACGGAACCCCAAUCCCUACCAGAGUGGACCACCGCCUCCUGCUUCUGCUCCUGCCCCUGGACCUCCGCCAUUUGCCGGAAAUGAGCUCGCUGCACCUCCUUCAAAUUCCGGUGCUGCGUGGAGCAGCUCGUCGCCGGUUCCGCCUAACGGCAUGAAUUACUACCCGCAGGCAGCGUAUUCUCAGGCGCCUAUGCACCCCCUUCAACGUCCCCCACCCCCUCCUAUGCCUCAGUUCUCGAAUGGAUUGAACCCUGGUAUGGAUCCCUUUGGAGGUCAAGGAGGCGGUGAGGACGAGCCUGCGCCCGUUCUGUUCCGUACCUCAACCCUUUCAUCGAAAGGCCAGAUGCCUUUGUCGGCGAGCACCGCGAGUGCUUUGCCCCCGCCUCCCGCGCCUGGGGCGAACAGCAACAACCCUACUGACCCCAAUGCGCCCGGAUGGGUUUACCAAGGCAACAAGGCUACGCUCAAGAUCAUCGGUGAACUUGAUGAUAUGGGAUCCAACUGGUUACCGGAGGAAUGGGCUACCCGUAGACGACUGGUCCAGUUUUGGCGUCAGCAGAAGGGCAACACGAUUAACUGUACGUUCAGGCCUGUUCUUCCAGCGAACCGUGUACCGAACAGUAUCUGUGUGAGCUGUAUCUGGUGGGAGGAGAAGCAGGAUUGCUUCGUGACCAGUGUUGACUGUAUCUACCUCCUUGAGGCUUUAGUUGGAGUGCGUUUCACGGUGGAGGAGAAGAACCGUAUUAGACGUAACCUGGAAGGAUUCAGGCCCUUGACUGUCUCCAAGACCAAGCCGGAGAGCGAGGAGUUCUUCAAGCUUAUCAUGGGCUUUCCUAACCCGAAGCCGAGAAACAUUGAGAAGGAUGUCAAGGUCUUCCCUUGGAGAAUACUCGGUGGUGCUUUGAAGAAGAUUAUUGGGAAAUAUACUAUCCAAUCGGCGAGCUACGAGGGGCAGGAAGGGGUUACACCGGCGCCCCAACAGGCCACCCCUCCUGCUGCCUACAACAACUCUCAGCACGGACCUCCUGCCCCGCCACAGCAGCAGCCUUUCGAUGGACAACCCCAGUAUCAACCAGGUCCAUCACCGAACAUGCAGCAGCAGCACGGUUCUGCUCCGCAAUCUAGCCAGGCUGGUGACAAUGACAGCGCACACAGCGUACACAGUGGGCAUAAGUCUAGCAGUACUUCGCGUCCGCAGUCGCAGGCUCAUUACUCGCCUCAGCAGGCGAGGCAGCCGCCACCGAAGCUUCAACUGGAGAUGCCUCCGCCUAGCAAUAACGCUCCGCCGGCGGUACAGCCUUCUGCUUCUACCCUUCCCCAUCCACAGCCGAGUGGACAAGGUAACCAGUUGCCCGUUCCUGGAGGAAAUAUGUCCACGCUCCCGUCGCCAAACACUUACAGGCUGCCAUUCCCUGCGCCUAUUGGCGCCCCUGGUGCUGCGCGUGGUAGCUUUGACUUCUCUGAGUUUUUUUCACAGAGUCCGGCGACUGCGAAUCCGCAUGGGCAAGGUUUGGGAAUGUCAGGAAUGCCUCCGCCGACGAGUGCCUCGGAGAAUGAUGGUACGAGUAACGUAAGGGAUGAUGGUCCGGCAAAGCAGGAGGGAUGAGAGACUGGCGUUAAUGUAUGUGUAUGCUGAGGUGUAAGACGAUACACAGGAGUGUAUACUUGUUUUGGUUUUGCUAUUGAUUCAUACUUCGGCGGUGAGGCGGACCGGAUGGCUAAGACACGGAGGUCAUCGGAUAACACAUGGACUAAG
Molecule: messenger RNA, 2052 nt
Organism: Saitoella complicata NRRL Y-17804
Lineage: Eukaryota; Fungi; Ascomycota; Saitoellomycetes; Saitoellales; Saitoellaceae
Exons: 2
Coding region: 16-1902 (628 amino acids)
Cellular component (GO): nucleus
Source: RefSeq, a predicted model, not a curated record